AUGGCGGACAAAACUAAACAAGUUGACAUCUCUGGCAAUUUGGGACAUGAGAAAGCUCCAUUAGUAGCCAUAGGCCAGUUUACCUCGACCUCCGACCUCGCCCACAAUUUCGCCCAGUGCCGCACCCUCGUGCAACAAGCAACCCAAGCCGGCGCCCAGGCCCUCUUCCUCCCGGAAGCAAGCGACUACAUCGCCGCCUCGGCCGCCGAAAGCAUCAGCCUCGCCAAGCCCGUGGACCAGAGCGAGUUUGUGCUGGCCUUGCAGGACGAAGCUCGCCGCUGGAAACUACCCAUCCACGUCGGCGUCCACGAGCCCGCCGCCGACGGCCACAAACUCAAGAACACUGUGCUGUGGAUCGACGAGCGUGGUGAGAUUGUGCAUCGGUACCAGAAGAUUCAUCUGUUUGACGUGGAUAUUGAGGGGGGGCCGGUGCUGAAGGAGAGCGAGUGUGUGGCCCCUGAGUUGUUUUCGUGCAGCGUUAUGUUGCUAUUUAGCAUUGGAAGCAUUGGUGUCUUAGUGCCAUUUGCUGAGGCUGGCGCCAGGUCGGGAACCACAACUGAGAAACGAGUGAGCUAUGGGCAUAGCAUGAUUAUCGACCCAUGGGGUACGGUAUUAGCCGAUCUUGGAGACGCCGGCGACGGCCCCAAGAUAGGUACUGCCGUGAUCGACCACAACUUGCUGCGGAAGGUUAGGACGGAGGUGCCGCUGCGCAGACGGACGUAG
Chaetomium globosum CBS 148.51 is the source of this 723-nucleotide messenger RNA. RefSeq lists its product as uncharacterized. The record is from RefSeq and is a predicted model, not a curated record. The transcript has 4 exons. The coding region runs from base 1 to 723 and encodes 240 amino acids. NCBI's taxonomy places the organism in Eukaryota, Fungi, Ascomycota, Sordariomycetes, Sordariales, Chaetomiaceae.